AUGCUAGCUGAUUUUAUGCUCAAUGAACAAGCUACAUCAUGUGAACCCGAUGGUAGUACAAAUCAAACUAAUGAUGAAAUUUAUGAUGGUACAAAGGCACAAUAUCAGCGAAAACAAAGCGAAGAUUUAUUAAAUCUAACGGUAUGUAAUUUUUCUGAUUUAUGUUUAAUUAAUCCAAGCAAUGUACCACAAUUAACUUUCAUACAAGUAUGCAAAGAGUAUGCAAAUUUAGGUCCUUCAAGUUGUAAUUGUAAAUCAACAUGUUCAACUAAAGCUUGUGCAUGUAAAUCUAAAGGCAUUGGUUUUGGACUAAUAUAUGCGCCAGCCAUUAUCUCUGUUGGAUAUUAUUUCGAAAAAAAACGUUCAUUUGCUAUGGGCAUUGCUGUUAGUGCAUCAGGUUUGGGUACAGUUAUAUUUCCUCUCAUUAUGCAUCGGGUGAUCGCUUUAUUUCUUUGGGGCGAUUACAAGGGUGCUCUUCUCAUCGAAUCAGCCAUCAUCUUCGUAUGUGUCAUUUUUGGUCUCCUUAUGCUUCCUCUACCACAAGAACCUAGCGAGAAGAGACGUGCACAACGAAGAUUACGAUCAGAAGCCAAACGACAAGCGGCUAGAGCAGCGCAGAGUGUUGGUAACAGUGACGAACAAGCAAGACAACUACUGACAGAAACGGAAAGGUUUGGAAGAAAAUCUGACAAUGCACCCAUACAAGAAGCGAAUAUGGCUCUGCCAGUAUCGGAUAAUGUUGAUCCACAUGAGCAAACAUGUUUAUCAGAUAAUCAAGGUCGGAAAUCACCCUCUCCGCAAGACGUUCCAUCUUCUCUGUCUGAUGGUAGUAAUACGAAGAGCAAAAGCACUUCUAAAUCUCUGUUAAAUCUAUCUUCGCCGUGUCCUCCUUCUGUGGUAACAAUACGAAAGGAUGCUAUGUAUCAAGGUAGCCUUAAUAAUAUACCUUUAUACAACGACGAUACCGAUGAAUAUCAUCGGCAGGUAAUCACGACGAGUGAUGCAGAAAAGCAACCUGUGCUGACAGCCGGUGAAAUAGACUCAAAAACUAUUCCCAAUAAAAGCAAUGAAAAGGCUACAUCGUUUAUUAAUCAACUUGCAAAUGAAGUCGAUCUGAAACUUCUCGGCGAUACGGCAUUUGCACUUUUUACAAUAUCAAACUUUUUGACAAGUCUUGGUUUCAAUGUACCGUACAAUUUUGCUCAUGACCUUGCAAAAGAUUCACGUGUCAAAGAAAGUCAAAGAGAAUAUGUUAUCAUGUCGAUCGGUUUGUCGAAUGCUGUUGGUCGCAUUUUAAUUGGCUAUUUAGGAGAUUGUAAAUUGGUCAACCGUCUUUUUUUAUAUAACUCAACGUUAAUCAUUGCCGGGCUGGCUACUAUAAUUGCUCCACACUGUGGUUCUCACGUUCUUUUUCAUUUAAUUUAUGCCUCAUUUUUUGGUUUUUUCUCCGGCGGCUACGUUGGCUUGACAUCGAUCAUUAUUACCGAUCUUGUCGGUAUUAAUAAAUUAUCACGUGGAUUGGGUUUGGUUCUACUCUUUCAAGGGGUUGCAGUCGCUAUAGGCACUCCGAUUGUCGGUACGUACCCAUUUCUCCUAUUGUUUCAAU
Didymodactylos carnosus is the source of this 1606-nucleotide messenger RNA. The record is from the annotation of a GenBank genome assembly. Lineage: Eukaryota; Metazoa; Rotifera; Eurotatoria; Philodinida; Philodinidae.